Physella acuta is the source of this 564-nucleotide messenger RNA. RefSeq names its product baculoviral IAP repeat-containing protein 3-like. Gene Ontology annotation, biological process: positive regulation of protein ubiquitination; negative regulation of apoptotic process; regulation of cell cycle. Gene Ontology annotation, cellular component: nucleus; cytoplasm. NCBI's taxonomy places the organism in Eukaryota, Metazoa, Mollusca, Gastropoda, Physidae. Gene Ontology annotation, molecular function: ubiquitin protein ligase activity; cysteine-type endopeptidase inhibitor activity involved in apoptotic process. The record is from RefSeq and is a predicted model, not a curated record.
CACCAGCACUCAGAAAUCCCACCCCAACACACAAAAGAACACAAUCUUGACUUCACAUCAUGUGAGAGGUUUGGAGUUCUAACUGACAGACCAAAGCGUCCAGAUUUGGCACCAAAAGCCAUUCGUCUUCAAACAUUUUCCCAAUGGCGUCAAGACCAUCACAUCAAGGUGAAUGACCUGGUCGAAGCAGGGUUCUACUAUGGAGGUUAUGCCGAUUGCGGCAGAUGUUUUUACUGCGGGGGUGGCCUGAAAAACUGGGGGGAUCAAGAUGACCUGUUGGUGGAACAUGCCAGGUGGUUUCCUAAAUGUGGAUUUAUCCGCCAGAAGAUGGGGGAGGAUUUUGUCGACACAGUCCAGGAGUUGAACCAGCUCGUAGUCGAGAUUUCUUUUAACAUGGUUGUUGAAGAGAUGAGAAAGAAACAAUUACAUAAUGUAAUAGAAGAGACAACUCUGUCUAGAGACCCUGCAGUUCAAGCUGUUGUAGACUUGGGUUAUGACAGGCAGGAUGUAAUACAGGCAGCUGAACAAUGUGUACAGACUGAAGGUAAUUUUAUGUUGUUGUAA